Messenger RNA from Pyrus x bretschneideri (Chinese white pear), 1025 nucleotides. Its product is annotated as heavy metal-associated isoprenylated plant protein 6-like. Bases 135 to 749 code for a protein of 204 amino acids. The record is from RefSeq and is a predicted model, not a curated record. NCBI's taxonomy places the organism in Eukaryota, Viridiplantae, Streptophyta, Magnoliopsida, Rosales, Rosaceae. The transcript has 3 exons. Gene Ontology annotation, molecular function: metal ion binding.
UUUAUAUAUUUUUGUAUAAAUAUGUAUAUAUAAUUAUAAAAGUAGGUUUCGUGAGAGCAGUCGUCCCAUUCAAUCAUUUUAGUUGAGAAGUUGUCGUCCAGAUCUGAGCCUGUGAGCAUCCACUACUCACUGCAAUGGGGGAAAAGGAAAAGGUUACGAUUAUGGUGCUGAAGGUGGAUCUUCAGUGUCACAAAUGCUACAAGAAGGUCAAAAAAGUUCUUUGUAAAUUCCCUCAAAUACGAGACGAGAUAUACGACGAGAAGCAAAACCAAGUGGUGAUCAAAGUGGUAUGCUGCAGUCCAGAAAAGAUAAGGGACAAGAUUUGCUGCAAAGGUGGGAGUGCCAUCAAAAGCAUCGAGAUCAAAGAGCUCGAGAAGAAAACAGAUGACGGGAAGAAAAAUGAUGACGGGAAGAAAAAAGAUGACGGCAAGAAAAAAGAUGACGGCAACCCUAAAGAUGACGGCAAGAAAAAAGAUGAAGUCAAUAAAAAAGAUGACAGCAAGUCUAAAGAUCAUGUUGUGCCAGGGCACUCACUGCAUGUCCGACCGUGUUGUAUGGAUUGUUACCAGGGGCAUGCGGGUGGGCCGUGCUACAAUGGUUAUGGCGGGGGGCCAGCCCCGUAUAUCCAGUAUGAUGGUUAUUAUGGAAGGCCUGUGUAUGACAGUUACGGCGGUGGCAGCAUGGGGUAUUGUGUUACCCGCCCUGAGUAUUUCAAUGAAGAAAAUCCCUCAGCUUGCACAGUCAUGUAAAUCAUCGAUCAUCUUGUUGGACAGUGACACCUUCUUCAAUCUCGGGAUAAUAUUUUGGUAGUGUUUGUUGGCUGCUAUUAAUAUGGUAAGAAAACUAACGAAAAAUCUAAAAAAAACUUUAAUUUUAAUGAAAAAUGAAAAAUAAAUGUGUAGUAAAUAGUAUUAGAAAAAAGAUAAAAAUAUGAUUUUUCGUUAAAAAUGAACAGUAUCAGAAAUGUUUCGUUAAUGAUCAUAUAUAUUGUUAAGUGAAUAAUAAAGUUGGUGGUUGUUAAGUCA